AUGGCUGGUCCUCCGCCUCUGCAGGGCAUCAAAGUGCUCGAGUUUGCCGGCCUUGCGCCAGGUCCAUUCGCCGGCAUGCUCCUCGCUGACGCCGGAGCCUCUGUCCUCCGCAUCGAUCGCGCGCAGAACGGCGCAUCGCACCAGAUCGGCGGCGGCGCACUCCCUACCGAGGACAUGCUAGCACGCCACAAGGCCUCUAUCGCCGUCGACCUCAAGGCGCCGCGCGGCAUCGCCCUGAUCAAGCGCCUGGUCGCCAAGGCAGACGUCAUCAUCGACCCCUUCCGGCCCGGCGUCCUCGAGAAGUUGGGCCUCGGGCCGGACGUGCUGUGCGCCAUCAACCCGCGGCUCAUUUACGGCCGCAUGACGGGGUUCCGGCGCGACGGCAAGUAUGCGACCAUGGCCGGACACGACAUCAACUACCUCGCCGUAUCGGGCGCCCUGGGUCUCCUCGGCCGUGAAGACGAGAAGCCGCACCCGCCGUGGAACAUCUUCGCCGACUUCGCCGGUGGCGGCGCCGUGCUCUUCCAGGGCGUCCUCCUCGCUGUGAUCGCGCGCCAGACCUCGGGCCGCGGGCAGGUUGUUGAGGCCAACAUGGUCGAUGGCAGCUCAUACUUGGCCACAUUCCCACGCAUGGCUCUCAAGACGUCCAUAGGUGACAAGGGCCGCGGAAAUAACUUGCUCGACGGCGGGUGUCCCUGGUACGACACGUACGAAACUGCGGAUGGCAAGUACAUGGCUGUUGGCGCACUGGAGCCCCAGUUCUUCGCCGUGCUGAUGAAGGGCCUCGGUCUAUCAGGCCAGGGUUGGGAAGAGGGCCGUAGCGACGUCACCCGGUGGCCAGCCUUCCGACUUCUGCUGGCCGAUACCUUCCGAAGCAAGACGCGAACCCAGUGGGAGACAAUCUUCGACGGUACGGACGCGUGCUGCACCCCCGUGCUGGAGUAUCCGGAGCUCGAGUGCCAGCCGGGUCGGGAGGGCGACCAGCGGCCGGUGGUGACACUGCGGGAGACGCCGUGCCUGGCUGUCAAGCAGGGCGCCGCGCUGGUAGAUGCCGCGCAGUACGGCCAGGGUAGCGGUGUAGCAGGAGAUGGGUACGAGGGACAACCGCUUGCGCCGGGAUCGGGUGGUGAAGGAGUGUUGAGAGACUGGGUGGGCUGGCAGAGCGGGAGAGAGUAUGAGGUCAAAGGAGGCGGGUUGGUGUUGAAGGAUGGAGAGACGUCAAAGCUGUAG
Messenger RNA from Ilyonectria robusta, 1230 nucleotides. Its product is annotated as CoA-transferase family III domain-containing protein. NCBI's taxonomy places the organism in Eukaryota, Fungi, Ascomycota, Sordariomycetes, Hypocreales, Nectriaceae. The transcript is spliced from 2 exons. Gene Ontology annotation, molecular function: catalytic activity. The record is from RefSeq and is a predicted model, not a curated record. The coding region runs from base 1 to 1230 and encodes 409 amino acids.